AUGCUGAACUUCGAAGAUGUCGAGGAGCGCGACGGCGUACGGCUGUCUUGGAAUGUCUGGCCUUCAUCCAGGAUCGAAGCGACGCGCACGGUGGUGCCGAUAUCGGCCUUAUACACUCCGUUGAAACAGCGCGAGGACCUUCCACCCGUCUUGUAUGAGCCGGUGACAUGCAAACCUCCUUGCCGCGCGGUGCUUAAUCCAUAUUGUCAGAUCGAUAUCCGCGGUAAAUUAUGGAUCUGUCCAUUCUGUCUGCAGCGCAAUGCCUUCCCCCCUCACUACAAGGAUAUCUCGAACACUAAUCUUCCCGCUGAACUCCUGCCAAAAUACACCACAAUCGAGUACACCCUUUCUCGCCCCGCACAGGUUCCCCCGAUAUUCUUGUUUGUCGUGGACACAUGUCUGGACGAGGACGAUCUCAAGGCUCUCCGUGAUGCGCUUGUUGUCAGUCUCAGCCUGAUCCCGCCAUUUGCUCUGGUUGGUUUGAUCACAUACGGCACUAUGACACAAGUGCAUGAGUUAGGCUAUGCUGAGUGCAGCAAGUCAUAUGUGUUCCGAGGCGGCAAGGAGUACUCGCCAAAGCAUAUCCAAGACAUGCUGGGACUGAGCUCGCAGAACCGCGCAGCACCGCGUCCCGGCCAACCGUUACAGACAUUCGGUGCUGCUCGCUUCCUCCUGCCAGUGUCGCAAUGCGAGUUUCAGCUCACCGGUAUCCUCGAGGCGCUUGCUAGAGACCCGUGGCCGGUUGCCAACGACAAGCGGCCGCUGCGCUGCACUGGUGUUGCGGUCAGUGUUGCGGUUGGGCUGCUCGAAACGACAUUUCCGAACACGGGCGCACGCAUCAUGGUGUUUUCGGGUGGACCCGCGACCGAGGGGCCUGGCAUGGUCGUUAACAACGAGUUGAAGGAGCCGAUCCGUUCGCAUCAUGAUAUUGAUCGGGACAGCGCGAAGCAUUACAAGCGCGCGAUCAAGUUUUACGAAGGUCUUGCAAAGCGUGUGUCGAACAACGGUCAUAUCGUCGACCUGUUUGCGGGAUGUCUGGACCAGGUUGGCUUGUUGGAAAUGAAGUCGCUACCCAAUUCGACAAACGGUGUCAUUGUUCUGUCAGACUCCUUCGCGACGUCCAUCUUCAAACAGAGCUUCCUACGCAUAUUCAACAAGGAUGAACAAGGCCACCUUGAAAUGGGCUUCAAUGCAACCUUUGAUGUACAGACAACUAAGGAGCUGAAGGUUUCUGGUCUCAUUGGUCAUGCCAUCUCAUCGGGCAAGAAGUCGGCAUGUGUUGGCGAGACAGAGAUCGGUAUCGGGCAGACGUCUGCAUGGAAAAUCAACGCGAUUACCCCUCGCACAGCUGAAGCGGUGUAUUUCGAGGUUGUCACCCCGGCUGGUCAGCCCUUGCAGCCCGGGUCGCGGGGACUUAUCCAGUUCGUGACGCACUACCAGCACUCGUCCGGCCAGCAGCGACUGCGCGUCACGACGAUUGCGCGCAACUUUGCCGAGGCAGGUUCGCCAAGUAUCGCGGCGUCAUUCGACCAGGAGGCGGCGGCGGUGUUGAUGGCGCGGAUCGCGGUAUUCAAAGCAGAGAUUGAUGACUCGCCGGAUGUGCUGCGCUGGCUGGACCGCAUGCUGAUCCGGCUGUGCCAGAAGUUUGCCGACUACCGGAAGGAGGACCCGGCGAGCUUCCGGCUGUCGGACAACUUCAGCAUCUACCCGCAAUUCAUGUUCCACUUGCGGAGAAGUCAAUUCUUGCAGGUGUUCAACAACAGUCCGGACGAGACAGCGUUCUACCGACAUGUUCUGAACGAGGAAGAUGUUAAUAACUCGCUCAUCAUGAUACAGCCGACACUCAUGUCGUACACGUUCGACACUCAGUCGCAGCCUGUCUUGCUGGACAGUGUGUCCAUCAAGCCAGAUGUCAUCCUGUUGCUCGAUACUUUCUUCCACAUUCUCAUUUUCCAUGGAGAGACGAUUGCCCAGUGGCGCAAGGCGGGUUACCAAGAUCAAGAGGGCUACGAGAACUUCAAGGAGGUCCUGGAGGGACCCGUUGGGGAUGCACAGGAUUUGCUUGUUGACCGAUUCCCGAUUCCGCGAUACAUUGUUUGUGAUCAGGGUGGCAGUCAGGCAAGAUUCUUGUUGUCAAAAUUGAACCCAUCGACGACGCAUAUGUCGACCAGCAUGUACGGCACAGCUGCCGGUGCUGGUGCAGGACAGGCUAUUUUCACAGACGAUGUGAGCUUGCAGGUCUUCAUGGACCACCUGAAGCGUUUGGCUGUCGGGGCUCAGACAAAUUAG
This is a messenger RNA of Postia placenta MAD-698-R-SB12, 2289 nucleotides long. RefSeq lists its product as hypothetical. The record is from RefSeq and is a predicted model, not a curated record. Gene Ontology annotation, cellular component: endoplasmic reticulum exit site; COPII vesicle coat. The coding region runs from base 1 to 2289 and encodes 762 amino acids. Gene Ontology annotation, biological process: endoplasmic reticulum to Golgi vesicle-mediated transport; COPII-coated vesicle budding; intracellular protein transport. Gene Ontology annotation, molecular function: zinc ion binding; GTPase activator activity. The transcript is spliced from 9 exons. NCBI's taxonomy places the organism in Eukaryota, Fungi, Basidiomycota, Agaricomycetes, Polyporales, Adustoporiaceae.